Molecule: messenger RNA, 2208 nt
Organism: Hirundo rustica (Barn swallow)
Lineage: Eukaryota; Metazoa; Chordata; Aves; Passeriformes; Hirundinidae
Product: ubiquinol-cytochrome-c reductase complex assembly factor 1
Exons: 10
Coding region: 267-1067 (266 amino acids)
Biological process (GO): mitochondrial respiratory chain complex III assembly
Cellular component (GO): mitochondrion
Source: RefSeq, a predicted model, not a curated record
CGCUGGUGCUGAGGGGGUGAGCCGCGUGUGGAGCUGUCCCCGCGCCGCCCCUGUGGCGGCUUUCCCCCGCAGCCCAAGGGGUGUCAGCGGGGGCUGCUCCCUUCCCGCCCUGUGGCCUCGCACCCGAUGUCUGCUGAAGCAGCGGAGCGAGCUUUUCCCGCGGAGUUUGUGUUUGCAGAAGGAGCUGCCAGACUGGAGUAACCCAAUGGAUAGCUGGGUGCAGUGGAUUGCUACAGACUGCUGCAGUCCCGGGCCAGUGUAGGCGGAUGCUCUGCAGUGUUUUCCAGAGACACAAGGCUGGCCCCUUCCAGCUCUCUAAAUUCUGUGGUGGAUUGUUUGAAGCCAAUGGAGCCAUCACACAGCAAAACAGAUCCUUUUACGAUACGAAUAAGCAUCUUUCUGCAAAAGAUUCCUUGCAGCCAUAUGAAGAAAAAGUGGGUGCUUUGACAAGGAUAAUUGAAGCACUGGGGUUCACAGGACCACUCAAGUACAGCAGAUGGAAGAUCAAGGUGGCAGCGCUGCGCAUGUACGCGUGCUGUGUGGAGAAAACUGACUUUGAGGAGUUCUUUAACAGGUGCCAAAUGCCUGAUACUUUGAAUUCGUGGUUUCUAGUAGCCCAGCUUCAUGUCUGGAUGUGCCUGGUGAGGCUGAAGCAGGAGGGCCGCACAGGGAAGUACAUGUGCCGCUACAUCGUUCACUGCAUGUGGGAGGAUGUCGAACAGCGUGGGAAGGUGAUGGGGAUUAAUUCUACUGUUCUGAAAGAAGAGUUGAAAAGGAUGGCAGAAAAUUUCUAUGCAGCUCUGUUUGGAUACGAUGAGGGAAUCUUGUCUGAUGAUCACGUUCUGGCAGCAGCUCUUUGGAGAAACCUUUUUAACAGGAACUGUGAUGACCCUCGGCACCUGGAGCUGCUCGUGGAGUACGUGCGCAAACAGGUGCAGCACCUGGACGCGCUGAGCGGGGAGGACCUGCUGCUCACGGGCGAGGUGAGCUGGCGGCCGCUGGUGGAGAGCAACGCCCGCAGCAUCCUCAAGCCCCUGUCCCCCGUUUACAACGACGAAGGACUCUGAGAUCCUCGUGCCAGAACAGCUUGGGAAGGAUGCCUGGAAUGGGACUGGGCUGAGGCUGCGUGAUCAGGAAGAACAGUCUGCUGUCGGAAGGAAAACAUUUCAUUAGCUAUCCCAUCCGUGGUGCCUCAGUAGCCUCCUGGACAGCCGUACUCCCAAAUCUUCACCUGCAAAUAAAUGCUCAUUGUUUUAAGAACCUCUGUCCUUUUUAUGGCCCCGAGUGGCCCUUGCUGACAAAUGGACAGAGCUGCCUUCUGCCUUUAGGAAACCAGGUAUUCGCCGUGACGUAGAGUUCUCUCAAAAAGACAUUUCUGUCCCUUGCCUCGUUCAAAGAGCUGCUGCUCAGAGACACAGUGGUGUCUUCUGCUCCCUGUAUGGUUGUGAAUGUAAAUCUGAGCUUUGCAUAUUUAGAUACUAAGUAUAUAUUUUAAAUGCCUGAUAUCAAGAUGGGAUGGUCCAUCUUUGCUUUAGUGCAGUUAAGAAUUGCUUUAACAGAUUCUGAAGGGUUUUCUGUGAAAAUCCCAUAUAGGAACUCUCUGCUUUGUUGCACGAGGGUAAGAGAAUGCAAAGAAUAAUGUGCAGUCCCCAGCAAUCCUCUGUGACUUUGGCUGUCUUAGGGUGAUUAAAUCCCCAACUGUGGCUGGGCUGGCACUAAAAGCUGCCUCAGUACUUGAUGUUUCAGUCUGCCUUGCUGAUACUUCCACAUUCUUUGUAGAAUUGUGCUCUAGGAAUUCCUUUUUGAAAAGAACAUCCCUGUUGUGUCCCUGGCACAGGACUCUGCCAUCCUCCAUCCCCCAAAGCAGCAGUCCAGGGCUUUUUAGCAGGAUCCUUCAACACCAGUGAAAACUUUCUACGGCUGUGCAGCCAAAUUGUGCCAACACAGUAAUUAGGGGAGCAGGAGCUGCACUGAUGAGAUCAGCAGAGGCAGAGGUGCUCUGUGUGGGUGGAUGGUUCACCAGGCUGUUUCCAGGUCAGUGGCAAAGCAGUUUUCAUUUCUCUCCUGUCCCAAAUCUGAGUCAAUAAUAAAUGUCAGUCUGGGUUAAAUUGCUGUGUGUUUGUUUUCUGUGCCAUGCGUGCUUUUGAUAAGAAUAAGCCCUAUAAAAUCAGGAUUUAUUCCUAAUAAAAGUAUUAAGUAAAAGCAGAA